Phragmites australis (common reed) is the source of this 2164-nucleotide messenger RNA. Its product is annotated as amino acid transporter AVT6A-like. Gene Ontology annotation, biological process: amino acid transmembrane transport. Gene Ontology annotation, molecular function: amino acid transmembrane transporter activity. The record is from RefSeq and is a predicted model, not a curated record. NCBI's taxonomy places the organism in Eukaryota, Viridiplantae, Streptophyta, Magnoliopsida, Poales, Poaceae. The transcript has 5 exons. The coding region runs from base 437 to 1816 and encodes 459 amino acids.
ACUCUCCGAGGCAAUUGCCUGGCCUCCUCGUCACAUUCCUCGCCCUGACCUUGUCUCGCGGUACACGCCGACAAGUUUUCUAAUCCCCUUCGGCACCACUUCCGUCGCUUCAACGACACGAAAGGGAAUCUCUCACCAGCCAAUCCCAAUUCCCAAGUCUUCCCUUAGUUCGCCGUAUCUCUUGUUCUUGUUCCGCGAGAUUCUUGGCUGUUCCGAGUUUAGCGCUAGGACCUAAACUUCCUGCGCGGUGGUGUCUGUGUUGCGUGGUGUGAAGUUGUUGGAGUUCUUGGAAUCUCUUUGAGGAGUAUUGCGAGUGAGCUGUUGAUACAAAGAUUCUAGCUUUUUAGUCCUUUGCCGUGAUCUUGCCAAAGAUUGCAUUUUUUGUGUAAGAUUUAGUCCAGUAGAGCGCAAGAAUCCGCGACUCUGCUUCUGCAACAUGACGAUGGGCAGCGGUGAAGAGCGCUCCCCAGAGGGCAGCGAGCCGCUGCUCCCGACGAAGCGGGAGGGGCCGGCGGCGGAGGGGGAGGAGGCCGCGUUCCACGAGUUCAACGGCGCCUCCUUUGCCGGUGCGGUGUUCAACCUGUCCACCACCAUCGUCGGCGCCGGCAUCAUGGCGCUGCCAGCCACCAUGAAGGUGCUCGGCCUCGUCCCCGGACUCGUCAUGAUCGUGCUCGCCGCCCUCCUCACCGACGCCUCCAUCGAGCUGCUCGUGCGGUUCAGCCAAGCCGUGGGCGCGCGCUCCUACGGUGCCGCCAUGGCGGACGCCUUUGGGUGGUGGGGCAGGAGGCUGCUCCAGGUCUGCGUGGUCAUCAACAACGUCGGAGUCAUGAUCGUGUACAUGAUCAUUAUCGGUGAUGUUCUUUCUGGAACCUCCUCUGGUGGUGAGCACCAUUAUGGUGUGUUAGAAGGAUGGUUUGGCACGCACUGGUGGAAUGGACGUUUCUUUGUUCUCCUGGUUACUACCCUUGGCGUAUUUACCCCACUAGCAUGUUUGAAGCAUAUUGAUUCACUGAGCUAUACAUCUGCAAUAUCUGUUGCUUUGGCAGUUGUAUUUGUUGUCAUUACUGCAGGAAUUGCUAUUGUCAAGUUGAUAGGUGGACAAAUUCCAAUGCCUAAGUUGUUUCCAGCUGUUCCUGAUUUGGCAUCUGUCUGGGAACUUUUCACAGCAGUGCCAAUUCUUGUCACUGCUUACGUUUGCCAUUACAAUGUUCACCCGAUUCAUAAUGAGCUAAAGGAUUCUUCCCAGAUCAAACCAAUUGUGCACACAUCGUUGACACUAUGCUCAACCGUUUAUAUCGCAACAAGUUUCUUUGGAUAUCUUCUCUUUGGUGAAUCUACACUCUCUGAUGUGCUCGCCAACUUUGAUUCAAAUCUUGGGAUUCCAUACAGUUCGGUUCUUAAUGACGCUGUUAGAGUGAGCUAUGCUGUCCACCUUAUGCUCGUGUUCCCCAUGAUAUUCCAUGCAUUGCGGCUUAAUUUGGAUGGGCUUCUCUUUGCCUCUGCAAGGCCUCUGUCUUCUGACAACAGAAGAUUUGGUGUAAUGACAGCAUUGCUCCUCCUAGUGAUUUUUUCAUCUGCAAACUUCAUUCCGAGUAUUUGGGAUGCCUUUCAAUUUACUGGGGCAACUGCUGCUGUUUGUAUUGCCUUUAUUUUCCCAGCUGCAAUUACUCUAAGAGAUCCACAAGGCAUAGCAAAGAAGUGGGACAAGAUUCUGGCUGUCUUCAUGAUUGUUCUUGCGGUUGUAUCAAAUGUGGUAGCUGUGUAUAGUGAUGCCUACAAAAUGCUCCACAAGAAAAGUGCUUCUUCCAAGGUCUGAACUGCACAAUCAUACCGGGGAGUCAACUGAACGUUGAUCUCCAGGGUGGUUUGUACAUUAUUAGUUAGUGAAUAAAAGCUUCAUUUAAAGAGUACUCAUGCGAUUGGUUUUCGUGGUGGAUUGUGACCACUGUUGACUCAAUUACAUCUAGUUUUAUGUAUGCAUCCACAAGACUAUCUCCAGUCUGAAGUGCUUCACUCCACUAUACAGUUACAAGACUAUCCUGGGAUAUGUGAAAUUGUAGAGCUAUUUAUUGUAAUCGAUAAACCGUGUUUUUGCAAUUGCAAGAACAUUGUAUUAUUUUAGAAUAGUAACGGGAUGGUUCUUUAAAUGUACUUGCUUGGUACA